AUAGCAACUUCCAUAUUGUUGAAAGAUGGCGGUCAUGCCAGUUUAAUAACCCCUGGUAUAUAGACAUUUCGUGUCCACACGGCAAACGACGAGCUAUCCACUGGCGUGAGCUAGGUGCAUUCGGUAGAGGAAAAAAACAUUUCUACUGAGAGCUGUAAUAUGGUGUCUGUUGAAACAAUGCCUACUAUUAAGGAGCGAGAAUUCUUGAUGCCGUCUGCAUCUCCCAAACACACAGGAUUCACUCCACGGCCUACAGAAAAACUGGCAAACAAAAAAAUGCCACGCUCAAUGCUCAAUAUUGAAUGCAAUCACAGACUGAGGUCUAGCCUGGAAAAUUCAACAUAUGGCCACCCUUCCAUUGAGUACCGGUUAUUUGUUGAAGCUGGAAAACACCAGGCACCAUAUCCUGAGAGACCAGAUCCUAAUUAUAACAGUAAUGUUUGGAGAAAUUUCCGACUGCAUUACGGAUUUCACACAACGACAGAAGGGCGUAAAACUUCUGAAAUGAUUGCAGCUAUGUACCCACUAAACAUUCCACCACCAUCAAAAGUGGGUAAAUACACUUUUGGGAAAUUUUUGCAAGAGACUCCUGUAAUUAAGGACCCCAAGAAAAGAGCCUUAGCUAUUAGAAGAACAAAUAAUGAACUUGCAGAUUUCAGGAAUAUGAAAGCAAAGAGUGAAAGCCGUUAUCCACCUAUUGAUGAAUUAGGGAAUAUACUUCCACCGGAACACUUCAAGAGAUAUGAACAAUCAUUCCAUCCUAUGCCAGACUUAACACAGCCACCCCCAGAAAAUUUAGAGGGAAAAAGAAUCGACAUUUUUGGUCGUUAUGUUAAAGACUCUCCAAGGAUGAGCUCAUUUAGGUGGAAAUUUUCCUACCGCCAAAACCAUCCAGAUUAUGAUAAAAUGAUGGAAGAGUAUGAAAAACGCAAGAACGCACCUCCAAGGAAAGUGCCUUUUACCACACCCCUAUUUCAUCCAGACACCACAGGACCAUGAAAAGUGGUGUUGAUAUAUCUGAAGAUGAUUUCAUGCCAGUUUUAACUUACACAUUCCUAGAACUUUCUAGAUUAAAAGGAGGUGUAAAAAAAUCAAAAAUUUAUUGCAUAUCUGUUUUUAAGUCUUCAUCUGUUUCAAAAUCUGUGGAACACAAAAUAAGCGAGUAAAAAAAAAUCACCUCCAUGAUACUUUUAUCUCAUAUGUACAGUUAAGAAGAAAGGCCUUUUUGUUUAGAAAAGUUUAUUGUGAAUCAACAUUUUAUCUAGAUUCCAUGCCAUAUCUCAUGCUGGGUCAACUAAGAGGGUAAAAAAGUACACUUUUUCAGACAAAAAAUUCUGGUUUGAAAUUGCAGACUACAAGCCUGAUGUAACUUAUAAAAUAUUUCUCUCUUUUGGUACUAUCAGUAAAUUUACUGAAGUACUUGUUUGGGGUAAAAAAUAAGGCAUAACAUUUAACAUAUACAAUUUAUAUAAUUUAAUGAUUACUGCUGAUUUUCUAUUGUAUCUAAGAUAUUGCUCAGCAACAAAGGUGUAUGCUCAAAGCAGGCAGCUGUCCUGAAAAAAAAUUACAGCUAUGCAAUACCAGGUUGUAAAACAAAUAGAUAUAUAUUAAUGUUGUCUGAGUCACAAAUUGCCAAGUAUUAUGUGUUAUGUUAAUAUAGAGCUUUAAAUUCAGGGUAUUCUCUGUUAUUUUUUUAGUAAUGCCUGCUGUGCCUUAUCUUGUAACCAAAAUAUUGUUGUGCAUUUUUUUUGUGGCCAAAAUACUGUUGGGCAGAAGUUUGUAUGAUGUCCUAGUCUUUUAUCUUACUAAGAAUACUCUUUUUUGUAAAUAUUUUGAGAAAUACUAUGCAAGAAAUUGCACAUUUUUUUCAGUAUCAUGAAUGUAACAUACCUGUUAAUUUGCAUGUAAUUUUAAUGAUAUUCACUGGUUAUCAAAAAACAAAAAUCACAAAAUGCUGAGCUAAAAACAACUUUUUACAUAGCGCUGGGUAACACGGUGGUUAAACUAGCAAAUGAUAAAACCUUCAAAGAAUUUGGAGGUUUUGCAUCAGUAAAGCAUUGUGUUGAUCACAUUGUGUUAACUAAUUUAAAGAUGCAUAUCUCCAAGAUUUAUGCCAAUUGUGACUUAUGCCAAUUGAGAAAUUUUUUGAUGUAUUUUUGUACAAUAAACAUGA
Lingula anatina is the source of this 2173-nucleotide messenger RNA. Its product is annotated as testis-expressed protein 52. The record is from RefSeq and is a predicted model, not a curated record. NCBI's taxonomy places the organism in Eukaryota, Metazoa, Brachiopoda, Lingulata, Lingulida, Lingulidae.